Molecule: messenger RNA, 4691 nt
Organism: Vombatus ursinus (common wombat)
Lineage: Eukaryota; Metazoa; Chordata; Mammalia; Diprotodontia; Vombatidae
Gene: RDX
Product: radixin
Exons: 14
Coding region: 123-1874 (583 amino acids)
Biological process (GO): regulation of organelle assembly; positive regulation of early endosome to late endosome transport; regulation of cell shape
Cellular component (GO): microvillus; apical part of cell; cytoskeleton
Molecular function (GO): actin binding; cell adhesion molecule binding
Source: RefSeq, a predicted model, not a curated record
GCCGGCUCUCACUCCCUCGCGCCUCCCGCUCCCCUCGCGCCUCCGGGGCCGCCGCGCGCACCAGAUCCAUUGAACUUGGAAAACUACUAAAGACAAGAAGAAGAUAACAAAGAGAAGUAAAAAUGCCGAAACCAAUCAAUGUAAGAGUAACUACUAUGGAUGCAGAGCUGGAAUUUGCUAUCCAGCCCAAUACAACUGGCAAACAGCUAUUUGACCAGGUGGUGAAAACAGUUGGCCUGCGUGAAGUCUGGUUUUUUGGGUUGCAAUAUGUAGAUAGUAAAGGCUAUUCAACUUGGCUUAAGCUAAAUAAAAAGGUAACACAGCAAGAUGUAAGAAAAGAAAAUCCUCUGCAGUUCAAAUUUCGAGCUAAAUUCUUUCCUGAAGAUGUGUCUGAAGAACUAAUUCAAGAAAUAACACAAAGACUUUUCUUCUUACAAGUUAAAGAGGCAAUCUUAAAUGAUGAAAUAUAUUGCCCCCCUGAAACUGCUGUUCUUUUGGCUUCCUAUGCUGUCCAAUCUAAAUAUGGAGAUCAUAAUAAGGAAAUUCAUAAACCUGGCUACCUGGCUAAUGACAGACUACUACCUCAACGAGUUUUGGAACAGCACAAACUGACAAAAGAACAGUGGGAAGAAAGAAUACAAAACUGGCAUGAAGAGCACAGAGGGAUGUUAAGGGAAGAUUCAAUGAUGGAAUAUUUGAAGAUUGCACAAGAUCUGGAAAUGUAUGGUGUCAACUAUUUUGAAAUAAAGAAUAAAAAAGGAACUGAAUUAUGGCUAGGUGUUGAUGCUUUGGGUCUGAACAUUUAUGAACACGAUGACAAGUUGACGCCUAAAAUUGGUUUUCCCUGGAGUGAAAUCAGAAAUAUUUCAUUUAAUGACAAAAAGUUUGUCAUAAAACCAAUCGACAAGAAGGCACCUGAUUUUGUUUUCUAUGCACCUCGUCUGAGAAUCAAUAAAAGGAUUUUGGCUUUAUGCAUGGGAAACCAUGAGCUCUACAUGCGAAGAAGAAAGCCUGAUACAAUCGAAGUACAACAGAUGAAGGCUCAGGCUAGAGAGGAGAAACAUCAGAAGCAGUUGGAAAGGGCACAACUAGAAAAUGAAAAAAAGAAGAGGGAAAUAGCAGAAAAGGAAAAGGAGAGAAUAGAGCGAGAAAAGGAAGAGCUGAUGGAACGUCUAAGACAAAUUGAAGAACAGACGAUGAAAGCUCAGAAAGAACUAGAAGAACAGACUAGAAGAGCCCUAGAAUUGGACCAGGAACGAAAGCGAGCAAAAGAGGAAGCAGAACGGCUGGAGAAGGAGCGUCGAGCUGCGGAGGAAGCCAAGGCUGCUCUAGCCAAGCAGGCAGCUGACCAGAUGAAAAAUCAAGAGCAGCUAGCAGCAGAACUUGCAGAAUUCACUGCCAAGAUAGCACUUCUAGAAGAAGCCAAGAAGAAAAAAGAAGAGGAAGCUUCAGAAUGGCAACACAAAGCUUUUGCAGCCCAAGAAGACUUGGAGAAGACCAAAGAAGAACUGAAAACUGUAAUGUCUGCCCCUCCCCCACCUCCUCCACCACCAGUUAUUCCUCCAACAGAGAAUGAACAUGAUGAACAUGAUGAGAAUAAUGCUGAAGCUAGUGCCGAACUGUCUAAUGAUGGUGUUAUGAAUCAUAGAAGUGAGGAAGAGCGUGUUACAGAAACACAGAAAAAUGAACGUGUGAAGAAGCAGUUACAGGCAUUAAGUUCAGAAUUAGCCCAAGCCAGAGAUGAAACAAAGAAAACACAAAACGAUGUACUUCAUGCUGAGAAUGUUAAAGCAGGCCGUGACAAGUACAAGACCCUGCGGCAGAUUCGACAAGGCAAUACAAAACAACGUAUUGAUGAAUUUGAAGCAAUGUGAGAGCUGUUAUUUUUGCAUAUAUGUUCUUCAUAAGCUGAACCACCAACAGAGAAAAGCAGGCCUUUGCAGAUUUGAUGGAUUGCAUCCCACCUUGCCAAAGUGCUUAUACCAGUUUGACUGUGGUGGUUAAAAAGACAAAUUUAAGGGAAGCUAUUCAACAUUAAGGCAGUAUGACAUUAUGCUUGAUAUUUGUUUUCUUUUCUCUUUCUUUUUGGCUGAGGAAUGAGGAAGCAUGUUCUAUCACCUGUCACAUUUUCCAUGUUCAUUGUUUUUCCAUUUGAAGAUUAACACUAACAAUAAUGACUGACAGAUGUGUGUUUGAUCUUAGCACUUUGAGAAUUUAAAAAGAUUCUGGCAAUGGGGACUUAUGAAUGUUUAGGUAGGAUCCUCCAUUUUCCCCUCUCCCCUUUUACAUUACUCUCGGAUAUAUUUCAGCAUCCCUUCACUCAUUCACCUACCCACACUUUUCUUUUGAUGCCCGUUACACCUCUUGCCAUACACAUAUCCAGAGUUCUGCCUUUAUACAAAUCAUUGACCUUCAAUCUUUUAUGAAUGAGGGCAGGUAGCAAAGUGGGGCACCUUGGCCUAACAUAUAAAGAAUGCAAAAAAGUCUUAUAAAAGACCAUAUCUGAGUGGUGUGGUGUGCAGCUGUUUAUUUUUUAAACAAUUCCACUUUAUUCACAUAAUUAAAAACUAGAUAUGCUUAUUUUUUACUAAGUUCUUCUUUCUUACAUAAAUGCUUUGGUGUUUAAUCUCCUGUCAUCCUUUGGCCUUCCAUGCCUUCUAGUUCACAAAAGUCUAGACAGCAGGCAGUAGUACUAAAAGAGAACUUAUGAAUGGAACACUACCUGCAAAUAAUGGACUACCGAAAGGCUUGAAUAAUAUUGUUCUUCAGAUAUGCCUUACUAAAAAAAAGUGUAUAUUUUACUGAUAAUUUAUUUGUAUUGACAAAAACUUGGACCUUUCUGGCAAUGGAGCAUAUGAAAACAUCAAUCCCAAAGAAGGGGGCAGUAGUAUACUACCUCAUAACUAUAUACAUGAUGACUAGUCUUUCAAACACCAUAUAAAGUUAAGCAUGGAAGCUGUAAGUUUAAUAAUUCAUAGUGAUUCUUUUAGAUCACAGAAGAGGCUUCCUCAGAAAAAGAUUUCCUUUUUCUUUGGGAGAUUUUGUACUGUUCAUUGUUUAACUGCCUUUUUGUUGAGUUAAAUUGUAAAAGUUUAUGAUUUGUAUUACAAUUGUAAGCUCUCACUGGUAUACUCUUAGUGGAGGGGUGUUGCAUGUUUGGGAAGGGAGUAUGUGUGUGUGUGUGUGUGUGUGUGUGUGUGUGUGUGUGAGUGAGAGAGAGAGAGAGAGAGAGAGAGAGUAUGAGAAAUAGGGAGUGACUGGCGGGGAAAUGCUGCCCUUACCUUAGAUGAAGAAAAUUUAUAGUUCAACUUCUUGGCACAAUUAUUUCAUGAUCAUUUAGGCAUACUUAGUAUCUGAAUCAUUUUGCUUGUUUUUCUAAGUCUGUUAAUGAGGAGACAACAUUUGAAUUGUUAAUCAUGUUUUUGUGUGUUACGCUUAGUUUAUAUUAAUUUCAAAUAUGUCCUUCUUAAGUAAUCUUAAAAACUAAUAUGGUCUAAAUUGUUUUUCUUCAUUGUAAAGUGCCCAUAUUUGGAGUUAAGGAGGGAAAAAAGCCUUAUUUUCUCUGAGGGUGGUUCAGCUACCUUCCGUUUGGUAUUAUGUACUCAAACUUACAUUUAUCUAUUAAUAUUGCCAUUUUAUUAAACAUUUUUCCAUGCACAGUAAGUUCAACUUAUAUCUGAAAAAGUUCUCUUGUGCUUUCUUUUUUUAAUUUAUGCUGACUUCAAAAAGGAAUAAUUUGGGCAGACAUAAUGAUAAGGAAAAGUUGUAUUUAAUAUAUUUCAGCUUUGUGGGAUUAAAGGUAGCUGGUUAACUUUGACAUGACUGGUGUGCAAACAUGGUGCACAUGCUUUUAAACUUUGCUUUGUAGAAGAGAGUGUUCCUUCCUACAGUGUGACCUGAAGUACUUCAAAGGGACCUUGAUAGAUCCCAAGUUUGGUGCACUGAAGCAUAAGCAUUCAUUCCAAUUUCCCAAAGUUUUGCCAUAGCAGGUAAAAUAUUGUGCCUCCAGUGGAUUCUGGGUUUGUUCCCCUUUGAAAUAAAUGCACCAACAUUGAUGUGUCAGCUUAAUAUCAGUGUUGAAAAAUUACUGGUUAUAGUUGCUGUUCACAAUCUAUAAUAUAUAGAUUUGAAUUAAAAUGGAUGGAUUUAAUCCAUUUAUAAAGCCGUCUGAAUUUUUCUAAUGCAGGAACAACCAUUUAUAAUUUGGGUUUUCAUAAUGAUCAAAGCAGUGUAGCUUCUUACUCACCAUUGGGAGUACAUGCUCAUGCAGCCAUGUUAAGAAUACUUAAUAAUCAUUUGAUAAAGUGAAUUUACAUUAUGCUUUUUACCCUUAGUGAGAGUUUAGCAUCAUGAUUUUGUGUUGUUCAAUUAAGCUACGAUUACAUCUAUUAUUUUGGAUAACAUUCAUUGGUUAACAAUAAAGAGAUUAAAAGUUCAUGCCUUUAAGGUUCACUGUUGUUAUUUAUUACUGAAAUCACACCUCUUUUUUGGUUUGGAAGUGAGUCCAUUGGCUGCUAGUUGCUAGUUCUCAAUAGAUGAAUCCAAUUAUCAGAUUGAAUUGGCUCUUUUGAGAACUAACACUAAUUUGGCUAUAUAAAUAUUUCCAGCCGUUGUUUUCAUUUAGGCCCUUGUUACGGAACGUUGGUUUCAUUGUCAUUGACUCAUUUCAUUUAUUAAAGUACAAAAAUGUU